Colletotrichum truncatum is the source of this 3399-nucleotide messenger RNA. Its product is annotated as garp complex component. Gene Ontology annotation, cellular component: GARP complex. Gene Ontology annotation, biological process: Golgi to vacuole transport; retrograde transport, endosome to Golgi. Lineage: Eukaryota; Fungi; Ascomycota; Sordariomycetes; Glomerellales; Glomerellaceae. Gene Ontology annotation, molecular function: syntaxin binding. The record is from RefSeq and is a predicted model, not a curated record.
AUGUAUUCUUCUUCGGGCGCCCGUAGAUCGGUGGACACGAUAUCAUCCCCGACGUCCCCAUCAGGAACGCGCACCGAAUUCCCAUUCCAUAGACAAGGACAUGCCUAUCCGCACCAUACAGCCAGACGAGGCUCAACGGCGAGCUCGAUACACUCGAUAGGCGGAUCCCUUGAUACAUCAUCCAGCAGCUGGGCGAACGCGGUUUUAGAAUCUGGACAAAACGCAAUCUCAACCUUGCUCCAGCCACCUAUCGUUCGAACCGGCCUGCAACCUCAUACCUCUGCUCCCGCCUUUAGUGCGCACAAACCACCUACGGCCCGCGAUAUCCCCCCUGUAACCCUUACGAACAUUCCUCAUGUCGACCCUUCCGAGUUCAAGCCAUAUCUGUCGCAGGUCGGCGCCUUGUAUGAGCAGCUUCGCCGGGUAAAAGAGCAGGAUGAUGAACGGCCCGGCUCUUCUGGUCGACGGUCGAGUAAACAUGACGAUUAUGCGGAGGUUGAUGAAGGACAUCUGAGACCCGCCGGUCGCCCGCCACCAAGACGGAAAUCCUCCAUCGCCUCCAUCACAUCGAUUUCUUCCCUUGAGGGGCCAGGGCCUCUGCGACGCAAUAGUUCCGGGCUUGGUCGAAAGGGCGGGCAGGGCCCACCGCCGCUAUCGACAAUCCCUGGCGUCUAUUUUGACGAAGACUUUCAUCUAGAAAACCCUAGAAUUUUCGAUGUCGUUAGUGAGCGCUCAGAAGUAGUCCCGCCAGCGCCAGGAAGCGCGGAUGACAAGGCCGGGCUCAAUGGCAGCGCUAUAGCCCCGAGGAAGGCAUUGGCAACCAACGCGAUCCUACAAGAAAAGCUCUCCUGGUACAUGGAUACUAUCGAGGUUCAUCUAAUUAACUCUAUCUCAACCGCGUCAACUACUUUCUUCACUGCUCUUGGUUCAUUGCGGGAACUCCACUCGGAGGCAGCAGAGUCUGUGGACAGGAUUAAAACACUUCGAAAGGAACUGGAAGCUCUUGACGACGAAAUCGCAGCCAAGGGUCUAACCAUAGUACAGAAGCGCCGUCGGCGAGAGAACGUCCAGGCCCUGAAUGAUGCUGUCCUUCAACUGCGUUAUAUCGUUGAAGGGGUUGCAACGUGCGAGUCGCUUGUUGACGAAGGUGAAAUUGACAAAGCCCUUAGUAAGAUAGAUGCGUUGGAGCUUCUCAUCGCCGGCGAGCACGACGAAUCUGCCGAGGCCGAACCACCUGUACUGCCUCUAUCGCGGCUGAGGGAUCUGAGAAAUGCAACAGCUCUUCAAAGCGUAAAUGAAGAUCUGCACCAACUGCGAUUCCGCAUCGGCCGGGCUUAUGAGACGAAGUUCCAGAGCUUGCUACUCGCUGAUUUGCGCAGACAUGUUGAAACCAUCAACAACCGCGAUGUGUUAUUACGAUGGAGUAGUUCUUCAGUGCGCGCAAGGGGCGGCACCACAAGAGAGUCGGCCGCAUUCCCGGCAUACCUGAGCCAGACGCAAGAGUUGCGUAAAGCAAUUAUGCCGAAUAUACUUGGUCUCCAUCGGGCCCAACAUAUCGCUACUGCGAUCGCAGCUUAUCGAGAGGCUGUCCUGCGCGAGGUCCGGAACAUCAUACGAAGACCAAUGCCAAGCUCUAACGACGACGAUAACGAGUCCAUGAUGUCUGCAUCCACAAUGAGUGGGGGGAGACAGCGGUCGAACCAGGAGAAGUCGUCCAUCUUGGCACGAAAUCUUCGGGCACUGGAUCCAAAAGACGCUGAGGAUUUGCUCAAGACAAUGUAUAUCGGCGUCACUGAAACUCUUCGUCGACUGACGACUCAAGUCAAGGUACUACUCGAUAUUGCAAGCUGUCUGACUGAGGAAGCCACCGCAGCUGGGCUCAAGUCUCCUCCUAUUCGCUCUCCACUUGCUAGCCCAACGCCUUUUGACCGGGAAUUUCCUCGCUUUGAUGACUCUCCCAGUUUUGAAGUUCAAGAAGAGAUUCACAAGGCCAUGGAUAUGCCCAACCUGGUUGGCCAGGCAGUCGAUAUGGCGCAAGAUAAAGUGUUAAAGGUUUUGAAGGUGCGAUCGGAACAAAGUACACACUUGACUUUGGCCUGGUUCCUUCGCUACUUCACGCUGAAUCUGUAUUUCUCCAACGAAUGUGAGGCGAUUUCUGGGCGCAGUGGCACAGCGUUGAAGACCCUGGUCAACGGCCAUAUCAAGGAAUUUGUACAGCAACACGGAGAGUCAGAAAAACAGAAGCUCGCGCAGGGCAUGGAAUCUGAUCAAUGGAGUGCGAAGGACUUCGAUGAGAAGGCCAAGGCCCUACUUGAUCAAGUCCUCGAGAGCAGUACUAAGGAUGCUGCAGCAUGGACAGAAGGCACCAAGAUAUGGGAAGAGCAACCCGAUGAGGAAGCAUCGAAUGGAGUAGCAGAAAACACACCCGAGACAAACGGUACCGCCAAAGAGAAAGCUAGGACUGCGGAGAUCGAGGGAGAGUCGUUCCUACUACCCAACUCCGCAAUUCUUUGCCUCGAGGGCAUUUCUCAUUUCCUUCACCUAAUUGGCAGUAUCCCGUCUAUGGCUACAGACGUUGCCACUUCACUCAUCACCUAUCUACAACUGUUCAACUCCCGUUGCACUCAACUUAUUCUCGGUGCGGGUGCCACUCGUUCUGCUGGACUGAAGAACAUCACAACGAGACACUUGGCUCUGGCGUCUCAAGCCUUGUCAUUUAUCGUCUCUCUGAUCCCUCAUAUCCGAGAGUUCGUGCGUAGGCAUGCAGGCUCCGGAGCUGGGGUGUCGAGCUUGAUGGGCGAGUUCGACAAGGUUCGCCGCCUGUUCCAGGAACACCAGAACAGCAUAUAUGACAAGCUGGUCGAGAUCAUGAGCGGGCGCGCAGCGCAGCACUCAAAGACUAUGAAGGCCAUCGAUUGGGAUGGGGACAAGAGCCAGUCGGCACACUCAUACAUGGAGACCUUGGCGAAAGAAACCACGACUUUACAUAGAGUGUUGACGAAACAUUUACCGGAGAACUCGGUGCAAAUGAUUAUGGGGCCCGUCUUCGCCAGCUACAAGGACCAGCUCGGAAAAGUCUUCCAAGCUGCAGACCCCAAGACAGAUACCGGUCGGGACAGCAUGCUGCGAGACGUGGAUUUCUUCAUCACGAAGCUUGGCAAGCUUGACGGAUUUCGGGACGCUGGUGAUUACUUGAAGAACAUUAUUAAUUCCAAGGACAUCAAGACUGUCGCGUCGCCGCCGGCCGAAAAGCAGCCAGACGGCGGGUCGGAAACGACGGCUUCCACUGGCGCAUCGACGGCCGAACCAGGGAGCAGACAAAGUGCAGAGGAAUCUGGAAAGACGGAAUCGCCAUCGGGGGUCGAGGAUGAGCCGAAGAAGUCAUCGUCGUCGACGUGA